AUGGCGCAGACCGGUCAAAACCUCUUCUACAUUUGCAGGAGCUGUCGACGACAUAUCUCCAGUUCGAGCUGGGCGCAAUCGGCGCGGUCAUUCAGCACCACACGCUCGAGAUCAAAAGCAAUACCAGCUUUCAGUCCAACGUCCAAUCCCGAAUUCGACGACCUCCUCCUGACAUGGCGCCAAAAAGUCUUCAUGCCGGCUGCGCUGGAAAACCACCAUCGCGAUCUCAUAUACAAGGCAUCGCGGCAUCCAACCCUCACCAACGAACCUGGAGUUACGGUAACAAUGGACGAUGAUGAAGAGAUCAAGCUGGAGCCAAUGCACUUUUAUGACAAGCCGAACGUGCACAAAAGCAUCCUCAAGUUGGUGAAACUUCUUGAGGGAAACCACAACGACACAGAUUGGUAUAAUCUGCCUCCGUUCCUCCAUGGGUUGGUCAUGGCGAAGAUCAAUCUUCCGUCUAAUUUUUACGAGAAAAUCACCCGCAAAGCCUGUGAAGUGGGCAAAGAACGAAUCAUCCUACGGUGUGCAGAAAAACCGGCUGAAACGGGCGUCAAGCUGUCGCGGCAAGGAGUGGCUCGGGAGUUGAUGCUAGGCUUCCAUAACCGUGCAGUUUCGGCAAAAUUCCAGGGCGGCGAACUUGAGGCAGCUUCGCGUCGAGCCGAGUAUGUUGCACGAAUGUUGGAAGAUGAAGUGCAUGGGGGCGGCAAGUUAACGAAAGGCGAGGUGGACGCGAGAAAAGAUCCUGUCGUUCUGGCGGUAUUGCUGGAGUUAGCUGCUGCAAAAGCGGUAUACGCCCAUGGCAGCCAGGACCAGGAGGGAAAAGUCGCUAACUAUGCGACCAAGCUGCUUCACCUGGACAGCAAGAGUUUACAUUCCCAACUCGAGCAACAGACAGAGGCCGAGCAGAACUACGCUUUAGUCGCACUGUUGCCGAUCAAGAACUCGAUGGAAUGGGCGCUGAAGAUUGAAUCUGUCAAGAAUGCUGAAAUAGGGAAGCAAUUGCAGGCUGAACUGAGUAGCUUGUCCAUGGCAGUGAAGAGCACUGUGCAAAGCAUUCGGGAGAAGGUUGGAGACAAGCCAAGAAGAAGUUUGAUCAUGUAUGAUCAACUUGGCGAGUAG
Fonsecaea erecta is the source of this 1122-nucleotide messenger RNA. RefSeq lists its product as hypothetical. The record is from RefSeq and is a predicted model, not a curated record. NCBI's taxonomy places the organism in Eukaryota, Fungi, Ascomycota, Eurotiomycetes, Chaetothyriales, Herpotrichiellaceae. The transcript has 2 exons. The coding region runs from base 1 to 1122 and encodes 373 amino acids.